This is a messenger RNA of Phytophthora sojae, 863 nucleotides long. RefSeq lists its product as hypothetical. The annotation marks the transcript as partial. The record is from RefSeq and is a predicted model, not a curated record. The transcript is spliced from 2 exons. Gene Ontology annotation, cellular component: phagophore assembly site. NCBI's taxonomy places the organism in Eukaryota, Oomycota, Peronosporomycetes, Peronosporales, Peronosporaceae. Gene Ontology annotation, biological process: autophagy; autophagosome assembly.
GAUGCUGGGGUCGCCGGGCAUCGCUUCGAGCGGCGUGGGCGUGGGCGUCGUCGGAGCAGGAACAGGAACAGGAACAGGAACAGGAGGAGGAGGAGGCAGUGGCGGCUGGAAGGAGCACCUGCUGGACGAGGUGCCCGUGGCCGCCGAGGACGUGGGCGACGCCGUGACGUGCCUGCUGCACACGAUCCUCUUCACGCGCGCGCCGGGGCCCGUGCGGCCGAGCGAGGCCACGUGCCAGGCCUUCCCCAACAUCACGUACGCGCUGUGCGCCGUGGGGGACGUGAGUCGCAAGGUGGACCAGGCCGUGCGCAGCUUCGAGGAGGCGGUGGCGCAGCUGGGCGGCAGUCUGGCCUCGGCGGGCAGCAGCUACGUGCUGGGGGGCGGCAGCAGCGUCAUGACGCCGUACGGCCAGCCGGCCUCUGUGCACUCCAUAGGAGGCGUCGGCAGCAGCAGCAGCAGCAACGUGCGCGGCGCCAACAGUGGCUGCAUCGUGGUCACGUUCUUCGAGCGCAAGGUGAAGAAGGCGCUGUUCGGCCUCAUGUCCAACGAGGAGAAGGCCGUGUUCGAGAAGUGGAUCCUACCCGUCACGGUCACGUCGUCGCCCGCUGCGUCACAAGAGGAGCGGGAGCUGUGUGCGGGGGAGACGGAGGCGGCGCUGCAGAACGCGCUGCUGCACAUUCUGACGGCGGUGCAGAGCAUCGAGCACAUCCCGAUCGCCAUGUACGACUUCGAGAUCAGGACGUACAAUACUCUGGAAGAGGCGCAGGUCGGCAGCAGCUACGGCGGCGGACUGGGCAGUGCCAGCGUGCGGCUCAUGCCGUAGAUGAGAAGUACUGCAUCACUUUCAUACAUAUAUUUAUCAU